GGAUGUCAUUCGCUUUCAUCUUCAUGAUACGCAAGAGAAAAAGUUAUGCGUUCUUGUAACAAAAGAAAAGCAUAAACUAUUAUGAACGGCUGUAAAGUAAGACCCACACGUCUGUGCUCUUUAUGAGGUCCGUUCACAGCCACCGUAGAGCCAAUGUGUACGCAUGCGCCCGUCUCAAAUCAACAAUGGCGGCCUCCUUUGGCGUGUGUAGGUUACGUUUCAGGGGUUUAGGAGGGUUUGAUAGAUUUUGUUUUGGAUUGGAACCUCAAACGCAAGGAAGGUUCACUUCGACUACAUCAGCAAUCAAACCCCAGAUAGAGAACACAACAGCGAAAGCCGCCAAAGAGAGUAAAACAUUUCAAGCAAUCCAAGAGGAGAGAAGAGAGCAAGCUGAAAGAUCUGUUUUGAUCAGCUGUCCGCCUAAGAUCAACGAAAAGAAGUUUUUAGAUUACCUGUCCAAACAUGGGACAGUCAACAAUCAUUUCUUCUACAACAGUUAUGGAGCGUACGCAGUAGUUGAAUUCUCCAGCAGAGACAGCAUUGCCUCAUUGAAGGAGAGCACUAAUAUACCAGCUGUUGAACAUGAAGCUGCAGUGCCUUUUAAAUCUCGCCUGCUCUCGUUAAAAUGGCCAGGGAGUCAGUCGAGCAAUCAACCCAUGCCGAAGUUCAAAAACCAGUCUCCUCCAUCCAUCGGUGAAAUCACCCAGCUGCUCACGGAGAAGGACAGUAUUGAUGAGCAACUGCAGUCUCUGACAGAGGCCUUACAGCUCACAGAAGAGAACGUCAGUCUGCGUUUCCUCGUUUGUUCCCUGCUUCAAGACAUAGCUGGAGCAUAUUUCCCAGAAUGCAUCAUCAGGCCUUUUGGAUCCACUGUCAACAGCUUUGGCAAACUGGGCUGUGAUGUUGACAUGAUUCUGGAUCUUGAUGGCAUUUAUGCAACAAGCCAGAAAAAGGGUUCAGGACUGUCUCUUGAGUACCAGGUGAAGAGAGGAGCAUCAGAGCGAGCUGUGACCCAGAGUAUCCUCUCAGUCAUUGGAAAAUGUGUAGACCAGUUCGGCCCUGGAUGUGUGGGAGUCCAGAACAUUCUCCAAGCUCGAUGCCCUCUCGUCCGUUUUGCUCACCAGCCCUCUGGCUUUCAAUGUGAUCUCACUGCAAAUAACAGGGUGGCGAUGAAGAGUUCAGAACUGCUGUUUCUCUAUGGCCAGCUGGACCCUCGUGUUCGGCAUCUGGUGUUCAGUGUGCGAUGCUGGGCUCGGGCUCAUAGCAUCACAAGCAGUAUUCCAGGAGCAUGGAUCACUAACUUCUCUUUAACGGUCAUGGUAGUGUUUUUUCUACAGCAGAGGAAUCCUCCCAUACUGCCCACACUCGACCGACUCAAGGAGCUUGCAGGACCAUCAGAUAAAUGUGUCAUUGAGGGUAAUGACUGCACUAUUGUCAGUGACCUUAGUAAGAUUACACUGCAGCAGAACACAGACACAUUAGAGAAACUGUUGCAGGAAUUCUUCGAGUUUUAUGGCAAUUUUCCCUUCAACAAGGCAUCGAUCAAUAUCAGGAAGGGAAGGGAGCAGACCAAACCGGAAACGACAGCUUUGUAUAUCCAAAAUCCAUUUGAAACCACUCUGAACGUUAGCAAGAAUGUUAACGGAACACAGCUUGAACGUUUCGUGGCUCUUUGUCGAGAAAGUGCUUGGCUUCUCCAGCAAAAGGAAAUUCUUAACCGAAGUUCGGUCUCACCGUGGGGGUUCGCCGCACUUCUCCUUCCUUCAGUCACCUCGGGAACAGGGGUGAAAAGUCGCAGGAAGAGGAAACUGGAACCGGCUAGUUCAAGAAUAAAGAACCUGUUAGACUCUCUGAAGAUUAAAGGUGGUGAAACUGUUGCAAAGAAGGGAAGUGAAAACUCUAGUAGGUGAUCUGGUCAAUAAAUCCCACUCACCCUGAAGAACACGGGGGGGAAAAAAAUCUUCUGAAGAACGAAUUUAAAUGACCGACAUGCCCAAAGACUGGAACAAACGUGAACUUCAUAAAUUUCUACAGUCUGAAUCUGUAAGUCUUUUAAGAAAUGUUAAACAACUAAGCUCAGUUUCCUUUCUACUCAAGUAUUUCACAUGAAAGAGAAGCUUUGUAGAUCCCAACAUGAUAUAACAGGAGGAAGAGGUCAGCUGUGUUCUUUGACUCUUAGAAAAAUGGAGUUCAGUGGUUGUUGUGUUGAUCUGAUAACACAAUCAUUACGGUUUCCAGAGAAGUGGAGCAGAACCUCUGAACACUAAACAGCUUGCAUGGAACAGUUUUGAUUAUGUUAGAUCACACACAAACUCCAUCUACUCUGAGCUGCCAUAAUAAUACAAUAGCCUAAUGACUCUAUGCAAAAGCAAAGCUCAUGUCAUGUUUUACUAGGGCUGUCAAACGAUUAAUAAUUGCGAUUAAUCACAUAUAAAAUAAAAGUUUGAGUUUGCCUAAUAUUUGUGUGUGCACUAUGUGUAAUUAUUAUGUAUAUAUAAAUACAAAUUAAUGUAUAUAUUUGAGAAAUGUUAUUUACUAUAUAUAUAUAUAUAUAUAUAUAUAUAUUAUAAUAAAUGCAUAUACUUGCAAAUAUUUCUUAAAUAUAUAUACAUGAAUGUGUUUGUAUUUAUAUAUACAUAAUAAUUACAGUAAACAUAUGUUAGGCAAACUCAAACUUUUAUUUUGUAUGCGAUUAACAGCCCUAGUUUUUACACAAAUAUGGUGUUGUGAGAGCUGCAAAAAGAAUAAACGGGCACUGUCAACUAAUGUACAUAAAUAAUGUUUUAUAAGAUAUUAAAACAAAGUAACGUUCAGACCAUUACAGUUUGUUUCUUCUUGCGC
This is a messenger RNA of Labeo rohita (rohu), 2841 nucleotides long. RefSeq names its product mitochondrial poly(A) polymerase (gene mtpap). Gene Ontology annotation, cellular component: mitochondrion. The coding region runs from base 123 to 1910 and encodes 595 amino acids. Lineage: Eukaryota; Metazoa; Chordata; Actinopteri; Cypriniformes; Cyprinidae. The record is from RefSeq and is a predicted model, not a curated record. The transcript has 10 exons. Gene Ontology annotation, molecular function: poly(A) RNA polymerase activity.